Messenger RNA from Onthophagus taurus, 1416 nucleotides. Its product is annotated as type 2 phosphatidylinositol 4,5-bisphosphate 4-phosphatase. The record is from RefSeq and is a predicted model, not a curated record. NCBI's taxonomy places the organism in Eukaryota, Metazoa, Arthropoda, Insecta, Coleoptera, Scarabaeidae. Gene Ontology annotation, cellular component: plasma membrane; phagocytic vesicle membrane; lysosomal membrane. Gene Ontology annotation, biological process: phosphatidylinositol dephosphorylation. Gene Ontology annotation, molecular function: phosphatidylinositol-4,5-bisphosphate 4-phosphatase activity.
UGUGAUGUACAUCUGUCAAAAGUGAUCGUACCAUUUCCAUUUAGACCCCUUCAAGUCCAUUGUUCGAAAUUCAUUAAGAAUUUCGUUUUCGAGCAAUGGGGGACACAAACGAAGGUGAAAAGCAGCCUCUGCUUAGACAACAUGACAAUUCAACGCAUAAUGGAGACGUACAAACACAAGCUACAGUUUCUCCAAUUGGACCUGAUGAAUUACCUCCUCCGUUUUAUCAAGGUUCGGGCGGUGGAGGUGUUCCGAUGGUUACUUGCCGAGUUUGUCAAGCUAUGAUUGAUAUAUCGGGAAAAAAGGAUCAACAUGUUGUUAAAUGUUGUCAAUGUAAUGAGGCGACUCCCAUCAGAAAUGCUCCACCUGGAAAAAAAUAUGUACGAUGCCCAUGCAAUUGUCUUUUGAUAUGCAAAAGUUCUUCACAGAGGAUUGCAUGCCCAAGACCAAACUGCAAAAGGAUAAUCAAUUUGGCACCAAGUCCUGUGACACCACCAGUGCCUUCGAUGCCUGGAAUGUGUCGUGUUGUAUGUGGACAUUGUCACGAUACAUUUCUUUUUAAUACUAUGAAUAACGCAUUAGCGAGGUGCCCACAUUGCAGAAAAGUGUCAUCAGUUGGACCGGAUUACGCAAAAGGUCGUGCAAAUGUUUUCUUAAUCUUUGGUCUUUUAUUUCUCUUCAUCGGAAUUGGCGUGACCGUGGGUACAUAUACCUUUGCAGUGAAACAUGGUGGAAUUUACGUUGCCUAUGUAGGCGCUUUCUUAUUAUCUAUCACGCUUCUAGCUCGAUGUGUUUAUUAUUGUUUCAUGAAAGUUAGCAUUAUUGAAGGACCUAUGUAAAAAAACUUUAAAAGAUGGAAAAUAAGAUAAAUAAUAGUGAGGAGGUGAGAUUGAGGAACGAUUUUUAUACCGUUUAUACAUUACUCAGUUUUUUUUAAUUGGUUUUGAAAAUCUUUGAAAAAAAUGUAUCGUAAGUUUUUUAUUAAGGUAUCUAAUUUGGAUCAAUUUAGGUUAUUAUUUUUUUUAAAUGUAAUUUGUAUCAAAAUAAGAAAUAAUGCUGGGUAAAUCUUGUCUUAAAAAAAUCAAAAAUGGAUAGAGAAGAGAACUACAUUGAGGUUGCUUCCUGCAUUAAUUUAAGCUUAGUUAUUGAUUAAAUAGAUUUAAGAUUAAAGAUAACCCAGGAUUUAUUGUUUUAACCCAACAAUAGACGUGUUAAAUUAAUAAUAACUAAUAAUUGUUAUUUUGUUUCUUGAUGUGAUAAUAAAAUAUGUAUAAGCGGAAAAGCCAUGACAAAAAAUUAAAAGAAAAAGUAAAUAUGGUUGGAUGAAAAGAACAUUACACUUGUAAUAUAAUUUUACAUUCCCAAUCAAAAGAAAUCUUCAAUUAAAAUUAAAAUCCACAUGAAUCGCUUAUUGUU